AUGAGCGGUAACAGUACUCCGAAGCUGGAAUUGAAGCUGAACCUGUCACCGCCUAGAGUUAAUGAUCAAAGAGCGGAAUCACCAGAGUCUUCUGCUGCUUCUUCUUGUUCGGAAAUGUCAUCCAAGAACUCAUGCGUGUCAUCAGAAGAUGCAGCUAAUAAUUAUAAAAAUGGGCGGAGCCAAGGAAGUAGUUCGAUGGUGUUGGUGGGAUGUCGUCGAUGCCUGAUGUAUCUUAUGUUAUCGGAUGUGGAUCCCAAAUGCCCUAAAUGCAACAGCACCGUCCUCCUUCAUCUUCUCAGUGACGAAUUCUCCAACAACCCUCCAAAUUAA
This is a messenger RNA of Ricinus communis (castor bean), 330 nucleotides long. RefSeq names its product protein GL2-INTERACTING REPRESSOR 1. Lineage: Eukaryota; Viridiplantae; Streptophyta; Magnoliopsida; Malpighiales; Euphorbiaceae. The transcript has a single exon. The coding region runs from base 1 to 330 and encodes 109 amino acids. The record is from RefSeq and is a predicted model, not a curated record.